UGGUGACUGCAGAAACGACAAGCAUUCAAAUAGAAGCUCUGUCGGAUGACGAAAAAUGGCCGACACGUCCGUUGGAAGCCGGUGUCAUCAUUUCUGCACCAGCUUUAGCAGCGUCGUCGUUGGCAACUAUGCCAACGUCACCACCGGGUGUCGGGACACCGAUCGCAUUCCUGGCCGACGAUGAUGAUCGAGGUUUGAAAAAAGUUACAAAGAAGUCGAAGCUGAGACACAAAACAAAAAGCAAUGCGACGAAUUCUGAAAAUCAUCGAAAGAAAUUGAAAGCACCUGUGCGGAAGACAAAGUCCAUGGAUGCCGUGAAUUCAAAACGCGCUGAUCGCAAAGCACUGGCAAAGGCGCGAGAAGCUCUGGCGAAACGCCUGCGCCAAGAGCUGGAAGCCGAAAAGGUCCCCGCCAAAAAGGAAGCCAUG
This is a messenger RNA of Notodromas monacha, 428 nucleotides long. Lineage: Eukaryota; Metazoa; Arthropoda; Ostracoda; Podocopida; Cyprididae. The record is from the annotation of a GenBank genome assembly.